This is a messenger RNA of Manihot esculenta (cassava), 3048 nucleotides long. Its product is annotated as phosphatidylinositol 4-kinase gamma 7. The record is from RefSeq and is a predicted model, not a curated record. The coding region runs from base 688 to 2580 and encodes 630 amino acids. Lineage: Eukaryota; Viridiplantae; Streptophyta; Magnoliopsida; Malpighiales; Euphorbiaceae. The transcript has 3 exons.
CCAACCCGCGGCUAUUCCUGAACAGUUAAAACUCGGGAAUAUCUCCAAAGCGGGAGAGAGUGUUGGGGAGAAACGCCGCGAAACUCAUACAAUCACAUCACAGCCGUUGAUUUUUCUUUUUCUUUUUAUUUUUUCCAAUUGUUUUUUGUCGCAUCGAACUCCAACCGUCCAUACUUCAACGGCGGUGGCUCUCCUCGCGUCUCCGCCGUCCGAUUACCGAUCUUUGGAGCUGCCUCUGUAUUGGAUUCGAAUUUGGUCGCUUUUGCGUUCCCUUCCUGGAAAGAACUGUGGAAAAAUGAACGAGAAAAUUAAGAUCAUAGAACUUGGUGGACAUGGCUGCCAGUAUGGAUGAAUAUUUGGGAAACCCCAUAAUCAGGCUACUCAUGCAUACUUGGUUAUAGAUUUUUGCAGCAUUAGCAGAUGGUGUCUUCAAUGUAGCAGUUUCACUUCUUCUCUCCUUUUUUGCUGCAAGCUUUCCAAUGUGACAAUUAAAGAAGCAAUUCUAAUUUCAUUUUUCUUGAUUAUGGUUGUCUUCUACGUUCCCACGUUCAUUGCUGGCAUUUGAAUUUGGUGACUGCAUGGGAGAAAGGCUGUCUGCUAUCGCCAUCUAUGUUGCAGGCUUCAAGGUCUUCAAUUUCUUCUCUUCAUUCCACGUGUCCUGAUCUGGACUAAUCUGAACACUCAGAUAUGGCAGUUGCAACUUUUAGAGAAGCCCUUAAUGGUGAUUGUUGUGGGAAUGAGAGACUGGAGAGAAAACCUUCUGGAAGGAGGCGUGUGUUUGUUCAGACUGAAACUGGCUUUGUUUUGGGUAUGGAAUUGGAUAGGAGUGACAAUGCCCAUACUGUAAAGAGGAAACUACAGCUUGCUCUUAAUAUUCCAACUGAGGAAAGGUCAUUGAUUUAUGGGGAUACGGUGUUAAAAAAUGAUCUGAGUACUGUGAGGAAUGAUUCUCCUCUUCUUCUGACCAAGAACUUCAUGCAUAGAAGUUCAUCUACCCCGUGUCUUUCACCUACUGUGAAGGAUGUUCAGCAGAGUGACCAGAGUGGUCCAAUUGAGGUAUUAGGAUUUUCAGAUCAUUUUGCCAGAGUAAAAGAAUUAGGGAAGGAAAUUAUGGAGGCAAUGAGGAUUGGGGUUGAUCCUAUUCCUAUUCAUAGUGGGCUUGGUGGGGCAUACUAUUUCAAAAAUUGUCAUGGUGAAAAUGUGGCAAUUGUAAAGCCCACUGAUGAGGAACCAUAUGCCCCUAAUAAUCCAAAAGGUUUUGUUGGCCAAGCUCUAGGGCAGCCAGGCUUGAAACGUUCAGUGCGGGUUGGGGAGACAGGCUUCAGAGAAGUAGCAGCUUACCUUCUUGACUAUGAUCACUUUGCUAAUGUGCCUUCAACUGCCCUUGUGAAGAUCACCCACUCAAUAUUCAAUGUUAAUUGUGGGGUAAAGGGAAACAAGCAGCAACACAGAAAGCAGGUUAGCAAAAUUGCAUCAUUGCAGCAGUUUAUACCUCAUGAUUUUGAUGCCAGUGAUUAUGGGACUUCUAGUUUUCCUGUUGCUGCUGUCCAUAGGAUCGGGAUAUUAGAUAUACGGAUAUUGAACACAGACAGACAUGCUGGGAACCUUCUGGUCAGGAAGCUUGAUGGGAUUGGGAGAUUUGGUCAGGUGGAGCUUGUUCCAAUUGACCAUGGCCUCUGCCUUCCAGAAAGCUUGGAGGAUCCUUACUAUGAAUGGAUCCAUUGGCCACAAGCAUCCAUUCCUUUUUCUGAGGAUGAACUUGAGUAUAUUAAUUGUCUUGACCCCUUAAAAGAUUCUGAUAUGCUUCGAAGGGAAUUGCCAAUGAUUCGUGAGGCAUGCCUCAGGGUCUUGGUGGUUUGCACAGUUUUCCUCAAGGAAGCAGCAGCUUUUGGUCUAUGUCUUGCUGAGAUUGGAGAGAUGAUGAGUAGGGAGUUUCGAGGCCACAUGGAAGAGCCUAGUGAACUUGAGCUUAUAUGCAUUCAGACGAGGAGCCUGUUAGGGGAGAUAGAAUGUCUUUCUUCUGAGGUGAAAGCAGCAGAUAGUGAGGAGUGUCAGUUUGACAUUGACUGUGAGGAGUUAGAUUCGACUUUGAAUAUAGGAGAGAAAUUGGAAAUGCAACCUCUAUGUCCAGGGUCCAGAGGUGUAAGAGUCCAAACUCCUCUUUCCAAGCUGAUGGAGAGUCCAGAGGAGGAGAAAGAAGAGGAGGAAAUUGAAGACGGUGAAGCGAAUGGGUUAAGUUUAAGAGCAGAUGAAUAUGCGGACUCCAAGCAGGACCACGUUCCAAACAAUGCGGAGAUGUCAGUAUUAAAAAAUAUCAGUAUUGGUAAGAAGAGUUGGCAACAUGACGGCAUGAUGCUCAAGAGCGGCUAUUUAGCUGGUACAUCAUCUGUAAAUAGGAGUGCAAAUGAGCAGCUUGCUGCGAGCAGCACUUUUGUGAAGCUGGCUGAUUUGACUGAAGGGGAGUGGAUGCAGUUCCUUGAGCAUUUCCAGAGGUUACUUUGCCCAGCUUUUGCUAACCGUAAAUCAGGGAACAUUGGUCAGAGGCAUAGACAGAGGCUUGGAACCUCUUGCCAGUUUUGAGGGUUAGUUAAUGAAUAUUAUAAAUGUGGGAAAUGAUAAUUUAAAAAAAAAUGCAAUGAGGAAUAUGCACAGGUGAUGUUGGUUGAGAGGUCACUUCUGAGGAGGAUGGAUUUCAUUUAUGAUUUGGAUAAUGUUGGCAAAACUUUUGGAGGUAAAACUGUGUCCUUAGCCGCUGGAGGUAAGGCCUAAGUAUUCACUCUUCUAUAUAUAAUCUCUCUUUCUUUUUUUUUUUUUUUUUUGGUUGGGUUGAACUGCUUCAUCUCCAUCGUUAUGAGCGUUGAGUAUAGCAAAAUAGUGUAUAGGGAAUAAAUAAGACAUGUAUAGGCGUGGUUGUCUUUAGGAGUUAAGACUAGUUCUCAGAUCAAUGUUGUGCCCUCCCUCUUGUAGUGAGGGAUGAGAAUAAUGGUUGGUUGUGGCUUGUAUGUCUUUUGAUGUUCGGUUUCUGAUGCAUAUGAUUUCUUAUGUUAA